This is a messenger RNA of Symbiodinium necroappetens, 573 nucleotides long. NCBI's taxonomy places the organism in Eukaryota, Dinophyceae, Suessiales, Symbiodiniaceae. The record is from the annotation of a GenBank genome assembly.
AUGUCCCAGUUUAUGCAGAUGAUUCGAUGCAUCUCGGUCCGCGAAGAUAGAGACGGGCCGGUGAUGGUGCAGCGUCUGCAUGCACAUCCCGAUGUGGAGUGCUGGCAAGAGGAGCACAUGACGCUCUUUACUAUCGGUGCGACGGGCCUGGUGCUAUGGUGCUUCGGCAUCCCGCUUGCCCUGUUCCUUCGAAUUUGGGCCCUGAGGGAUCGGCAAGAGCCGGAGAAUCGUCGCCUUUUCGGCUACUUCAUUGAAGGCCUAGAGCCCAGGUUUUGGUAUUGGGAGUUGGUGGUGAAGCGGCUUGAUAUCGGCCUGAUGCUACUCAUCGCCUCCACAUCCAUAGCCACUGACGACAAGGCAAAGCUGUUGCUCUUUGCCUUAAACUCAGGCAUACAGCUCGCCGUCACGGCUUGGCUGAAGCCAUAUUCCAACUCGCAAGCAGAAGUUUUAGACUUCUUGGAAUGUCUCCUGCUCGGUGCACGAUUUGUGCUUUUCACCACCGUUACGAUGCUGCUGAUCUUCUUUCCUUCCCGGGAGAGCAUCUGGGCUUGGUCGGCCACUUGCCUCGCAUGA